Messenger RNA from Trichoderma aggressivum f. europaeum, 3222 nucleotides. RefSeq lists its product as uncharacterized. Lineage: Eukaryota; Fungi; Ascomycota; Sordariomycetes; Hypocreales; Hypocreaceae. Gene Ontology annotation, molecular function: protein binding. The record is from RefSeq and is a predicted model, not a curated record. Bases 1 to 3222 code for a protein of 1073 amino acids. The transcript has 5 exons.
AUGCCUAUUGAAUCUGGCAAGGGGUCGUCUACGGGUUCAUCCUCUCUUACUCCUGGGCACUCCGAAAAAGAGAACUACAGCCCGAAGCCGAAACAGACUCCAACAGUUGGAAGCUAUAAUAGCAGCAAUUACGAUGCCGCAAUCACCGACGGCCCUGACUCUAUAGCAAGCAGUUCGGAUAUAUCGGCCUCCGCCUACCGCAAAGCUUGGUCUUCACUUAGUGAAGACCAAAGGAAGGAAUUGACAGGAGAGGACGAGAUCAGAAAACUCUUCGAACAACUGAAGCAAACUGAUCAAAAGCAUGGAGACCAAUGUCUUCUUCGGAAAGGUCUGAGGGCUGUGAGUCCGUAUCUAGAGCGGCUUCGCAUCACCAUCGACUUCAUCAGCCCCUUCGCCAGCGUGGAACCGACUGCGGGGACUGCGCUUGGGCUCAUUAAAAGCGUCAAUUCAAUCGCUAUUGCCAUCUGCGGUGCUGCCGAUGAUAUAACAGGUCACAUUGAAUCGUUUCUUGAACGCAUCCCAGCGAUCGAGCGGUGCAAUGAGGUUGUCAACGGACGCAGUCGAAUGCUCGAUAUAUACAAUGCAUUGGUUAAUGUGUACAAAGACCUCUUGCAGUUUUAUCACAAAAGCGUUGUCAUGUUCAAGAAAUCUGGAUUCAUCAUACAUGUGGCUAUGGACUGGUUGAAACCAGAACUCUCUGGGAUAAUCUCCUCGUUCAAUGCCCAUGCAGACGUUUUGUCCAAGCUGCUCGAGUCCGAGAGUUUUGCCACUGUUCAGGAAAUUAAGGAUGAGCAAGUAGACACUUUGAGCGAUCAAGAAACUACAAAGCUUGGGAAUAUUUACCGCAGCCUCCUAUGGCAACUGCUCAAACGGAAGCCCGACCUCAAGGCCUGCUUCUCGGACUGGUAUAAGAAGACGGAGUCACAAAGCCAGGUGAAUCCAACGCAGUCCGAUGAUAAGUUGCGCGACUUCUUAUACGACGCUGUUUCUUCAUCAAAUCAAUUGAUCUUCAUUGUUUUAGAUGGCCUGGACGAAUGCGAGGUCUAUCCUCGGAUUCAGCUGCGUUCCCUCUUUCAUGACCUCUUCAAACACAACGCUCGGCUGAAAGUUUUCAUUUCUUCCAGGUAUGACGAUGAUAUUGAAAGUGCUUUGCCGCCAGCCGCCAGCCGAAUCGAGCUAGGCUUGUCGAAGGAAAGGGACCGUAUCAUUGCGAAUUACCUUGCCAGCCAGAUCAAUAUCCCCGAAGAUACUCGCGAAAAAGUGGUGGAUGUGCUUUCCGCAAAAGCUAACGGCUGCGCGAUUUGGUUACGAAUAUCGCUGGAGUACAUUGGGAAACUUCGCAUACAAAAUCAGAAGGGUUUAGAAAGUGCGUUGAACCGCCUUCCUUCGUCUAAGAGCCUUGCCGAACUGUACUGGACGUUAUUCGACAAGAUUUGCUCGGGUUUUCCAGAGAAUGAGGACAAUCUACAGCGGGCCCUGGAGACGCUCGCCGUUGCCCGGCGGCCUCUAACGGCCGACGAACUUGCUUACGCUGUGUUUAUUGACAUCGAUGACGAUACUCGUACGACUCUGGGUGAACUGGACCAGAUUGCCCAUUCUGUGAAACUGCUUGACCUCAUCCGACCUUUCGUCAGCAUCAUAAACGUGAGAAACGGAAAGGAUCUUCAACUGCGUCUUGUUCACCAGUCUCUCAAAGAGCUCGUAUUGCAGGCUCCACCAUCAAGUUGGAGUUUGGUUGGGAGAACAAAUUGGCAAAACCAGGCUGUCCAACGCAGGGCGGAACUAAACGGAUCUCUCCUCAGGCGUUGCAUCAAGUAUCUCCUCUUUGAAGAAUGUGGGGAGAAUAAUCUUUCCUCGGGCUUCAGAAACAGGCCUGAUGUCGAGUUUCUUGCUAUUGGAGGCGUGCUCGACAAUGACGAGUUUCCGACUGAAUCGCCCUGGUUGAAAUCGCCCCGGGACUUUGAUCCGUCUAAUCUCGGACUCGGGGGCUUUUUCACUUACGCUGCCCCGUACUGGACGGCCCAUUUCCCCGAUGCGUCACAGAAACUAUGGCCAGAUCCAACGGACUUGAUUGUUUUAUGCAGCAGAGGCUCUCAGCGCCUUGAGAACUGGGUGGAACAGUGGCAACGGCCGAAUUGCUCUUACACUACAGAAUUCAGCUUCCCCGAAGUCAUGUCACAUCUGGAUCCUCUAGUCGUGACGGCGAUGUUCGGUCCGGUAGCUUACAUGGCUGACCUGCUCAAGUGCAAUCUCCAGACUCCAGACUUCUUGCCCGACUCUGUUUGGAUUGCUGUCAAACACCUAAUUAGGCGAAACAGCAUCUCAACCAUCGACAACCUUCUCAAGGACAAGGACCUUGGGUCGACGCUGUGUUGUGCUGCAUUCUUCUAUGAAGUGGUAUUAGGCUGGUCAGAAGCUGACAGAUUGUGCGGCAACACUGCAAAGGAAUGGGAAGACAUAUUUGAUUUCCUAAUCAGAGAAUUGCAUGAAAAUCUCCUGGACGACGGGAACGAAAUUCUCUGUCAAGCAGCUCGCAAUGGGUGCUUUGUGCUGGUCAAGAAACUCUUCGAGGCAGCUGAGCGCGAUCCAGAUUUGAGAAGAGCAAUCUUGGCGAAGAACCGUUCGAAGCGUACAGACUGGCAGAAUUCCAUUUCCACACACCAGUCAAUCGGUGAGGCCGCUUAUGAAGCCCAUGCGAACAUAGUUCACUUUCUAUGUCAACAAGCCGGGACUGAACCUCAUCUGCGACACAUAAAUCAACGAGGACAAACCGUGUUCCACCAGGCGGCGCGGAGUGGCCAUGUGGAAAUUUUCCAAACUUUGAUUCAACGUUGGCCUGAAGGGAUCAACCUUAGGAAUAAUGCAAACGAUACCCCUCUUGUUGAGCUCAUCUUCAAUAGCCCCCGGGGCGACAUCGAGACAAUAGAGACCGUCAGGGUCAUCCUGUCCAUGGGCAAAGCUGACGCCACCGGCUUGAAUGAUGACCCUGGUUAUUCGCCCCUAUGCACGGCUGUUCGAAGGGCCAAUAUCGCUCUGUGUAGGACACUCAUCCUUGAGGGCUCAGCCGAUAUAUCAUGCGCAGUGAGUGUUGAGGAAGAGACUGGGAAACCUUUUUUGAAGAAGGACGUGAAUACUCAGGAGACGCUCGGUGCUCAGGAAAAGAUGCUGAAGGAGCUUUGUUCCCUACUUCCUCUUGCUGUGUCAACAGAGUACUUGUUCUGA